GGUCGGGGUUCAACCAAGGGCUGGCUAUUCCCACUGAUCCCCUUUCACGACCAGCUUGAGUACUGAAGAUGGCGAUCGUUGCAGAUCACCAGAUGGUGUGCUAGCGUCAUUUUUUAUGCUUCAGGCAGAAGCUGUCCAUUGCUGCAGCCAUGUUGCUGUAGCCAUUUACUACUGGUCUUUAUUACAACUCCUUGCGAUUCUGGGCAUGGUACUUUUAGCCGACACUGAGAGGCAUGAGUCUGUUUGCGGCUCAUCUGAAGCAAUGGAAAUGGAGAUUGCAAAGAUAUGCGCAAAAAGCACUGCAGAGAGGAGAAGAAGACGUGGGGCUGCACAUUUACUAGUUAAAACUUUGGGAGGGGAGGAUGUGCAGUGGCAGUUGAACCAAAUACGCACAGAGGUUGUCAGGACUGGAAGGACUUGGGGGGGGGGGGGGGGGGGGGGGGGGGGGGGAAAGGGACGAGCCGGAGGGGGCGGCACUGGUCUGGCGGUAGAGCAUAACUGAGCAGCCUAAAGCUGGCGGAGGGAAGGUGGCAGUGGGUGGAAAAGGAUGGCUAGGUUCUCGAUUUGGGAGAGACGAGCAACCUUAAGCCUGGGGGAUAGUUGUCCUUCAAGCGGUGGGCUCUGCAAUAAGCUCUCUCUCGCGGCAAAGUUGGCGUAAGGUUUGUUAUGGUGCUCAGCGAAUGGUGGUGGUUGGGUUCGCUCCGCGGUUGCAGUUUGGUCUACAGUCCUAAGGAGUUACGUCUCCUCUGUCAGCACUGCCAACUUGGUCAGUGUUCGAUCAUGGUUAAGUCAGACGAAGAGUUAUUAGAGAGAGAUUGCUGACUCCCAAGAUGUUUUCUUUUUUGAGGGUCUCGGACGUGAGAACAAUGAGUUUGUUGUUUGCAGUUUUGAGGAUGACGGGCAGAAGCUCCAUCAAAGUCCCUUGAAGGGAAGAUUGUUCGAUCUGCUAUUGGCUGACUUCACGUGUGGAGCUGUCGAGUUUGCUGGGAGUAUGCUACCUUGGGUCUCAUGAGAUGAAGGCAUCGUGUGAAGGAUUGAGCGGAAAGACCUUGUGUGUGAUGGUUGUUGUCCGCAUUAUCAUGUUGUUGACGUCCGCGUUUGCGCGUACUGUGAUCUGCAUAUUUUGGGUUUGCUGAAUUGUUCCUUGUGAGAAGUCUUUGUACAGAGCAGAGUUUAAUCAAAGGAUCAUGCUUGCUACCUUUUGGGUCUGCAGUCGCUUAUCGUCGAUAAAGAACACUUUCGCCU
Molecule: messenger RNA, 1245 nt
Organism: Chara braunii
Lineage: Eukaryota; Viridiplantae; Streptophyta; Charophyceae; Charales; Characeae
Source: the annotation of a GenBank genome assembly